Clonostachys byssicola is the source of this 678-nucleotide messenger RNA. The record is from the annotation of a GenBank genome assembly. Lineage: Eukaryota; Fungi; Ascomycota; Sordariomycetes; Hypocreales; Bionectriaceae.
AUGCCGCGCGAGUUCCAAUUCGUUGCCGUCCUAUGCCCGACGGAGCCCGUCCCCUUCGAAACACGAAAGCUGACACAUUCCCACGCCCGUCGGGAGACACACGCCAUGAAAAAACGUCUACGGAUGCAGAGACUUCAAGCAAAGGCCACGCGAGCUCAUGCAGGAAAUACCAUAGCAGUUUUCGACCCAUCUUUUCUAAAUGUCCGAAUCGUCGUGCCACAUGCCACGGCCACAUGUCAUGAUUUGUUUAGCGCCCCAGGUGACCACCAGGAGCGGGUCUUUCGGGAAUGGGUAGGCCUCGCCGUGACUGACCAGGACCUCCUCGACACCGCUGUUCUCCUCCGGGCCGGCCGGUACCUUCUGGAGACCAGACCAGAUGAUCCGGUGUUGCCGCAAAUGAUACUCCUCUACAAGCAGAGAGGUCUGCAGAGACUGCGCCGGUUGCUUAGCGGCAUGUCGUCGCCAGUAAAUGCGUUGGGUGUAGCUAUGGCACUUUCUCUAGCGAUGGACGAGGAUGCGUUUGGGGAGAUGGGAGUAGCCCGGAUGCAUGCAGAAGGUGUGUUUAAUAUGGUUGACCUCGGCGGCGGCCCGGGUUCUAUCGGUCUCACGGGCUUCCUUCAAACCAUGUACGAGGCGUGGCAACAGAUAUUCAAAGUUGGAAGAUACCUAGCUCCAUGA